Messenger RNA from Glarea lozoyensis ATCC 20868, 573 nucleotides. RefSeq names its product RER1 protein. Gene Ontology annotation, biological process: retrograde vesicle-mediated transport, Golgi to endoplasmic reticulum; protein retention in ER lumen. The record is from RefSeq and is a predicted model, not a curated record. The transcript has 4 exons. NCBI's taxonomy places the organism in Eukaryota, Fungi, Ascomycota, Leotiomycetes, Helotiales, Helotiaceae. Gene Ontology annotation, cellular component: Golgi membrane. The coding region runs from base 1 to 573 and encodes 190 amino acids.
AUGGAUUCUAUCGAGCCGGAACAAACCCCUUUUGCGGCUGUGAGCGCGCAGACAAGUCGGCUUACAAGACAAUACCAAGCAUGGCUUGACAAGUCAACACCAUAUGUCCCGUACAGAUGGCUAGGAACGUCUGCGCUUCUACUUCUCUUCUUCGUCAGGAUAUUCGUCGCACAGGGCUGGUACAUCGUUGCAUACUCAUUGGGGAUCUAUCUUCUAAAUCUCUUCCUCGCUUUCCUUCAGCCAAAAUUCGACCCUUCAAAUGAAGCUAUAGAUAACGAUAUGGAGGAUGGCUCGGCUGGCGGGCUUCCCACGAAACAGGAUGAAGAGUUUAGACCUUUCAUUCGAAGACUUCCAGAGUUUAAAUUUUGGCAUUCGGCUACUAGGGCGAUUGCGAUUGGGUUUACGUGCACGUGGUUUAGCAUAUUUGAUGUUCCUGUAUUCUGGCCUGUUUUGGUGGUUUACUGGUUGAUAUUGUUUACCUUGACGAUGCGACGACAAAUCCAACACAUGAUUAAGUACCGCUAUGUCCCUUUCACAUUCGGUAAGGCCAAAUACAACAAGAACAGCUCGUGA